AUGGUUUGUGACGCAGCAGGACAAACCUAUCCAUUGAAUCUCAUUUCACAAAACCAUGGCGAUGGUGUGGAGGACUAUUACAAGAGUUACUAUUGUGGAAAUUGGCAAUGUCAAGUUUCUACUAUCGUUUUACCAUGAAAGGGAUAUUGUCGUGUUAUCCAACGGGGCCACGGUCAUUUGAACAGAAUGAGGUGGUUAUGUGGCUUUUAGAGCAGAUUGAUAGACCUCUUGAGGUGAGUUAGGGUCAUGCUGAUUUUUGGGUUCUGGUUCACAAUUUACUCCUGGGUUGCAUGACGGAAAAAGUUGCACAUGAAAUUGGAAAUCUGCUGAAUUAAGAUUGAUGAACAAGCACUUGAAGGUGUUUGGAGGUCAAUAUUGCGCAUCAGGGUGACCAUGAACAUUAAAAACAUCAUGGGUAGAAGAUUGAGGGUGAGACAGGAAGGUGACAAUUGGCUAUGAGCAAAUCUCAGGUAUGAGAGACUCUCAAAUUUUUGCUUCAAUUCAUCUAUGGGGGUAUUAGGACAUGCUGAUCAGUUAUGUUCAACUAACACUCAUUCUGGACCAUGGAUUGGAGAGAAGCCAUAUGGGGCUUGGCUAAGUGCAAAAAUGAGAUGAGGGGUGUGCAUCAUGGGAAUAUGUGGAUGAUCCCUAGUGGAAGCAGAACAAGGAUGUGGCUUGUGGAGACAAAAAAAAUGAACAAGAAAAUCUGGGAUAAUUCAGAGGAGACAGACAUUUAUAUGGUUGAAGGUUUACUCUCAAAAGGUAAGGCACUAGCCAUCUAUUUAUCAGGAGGGAGAACCAAGAAAGCGCAUGGUGAUAGAGCCGAUCAUUGGAGAAGGCAUCCAAGCAAGAAUGGAAGUGGAUGGUGAAGACCCGAAAAACGUGCAGGAGUUGCUUUCCGGAAGGCACCGCCUAAACCAUUCGCGGGACAUAUUGAUCAGGAAGGCGGAGGUCGCAGGGGGUGGAGGGAAGGACAUCUCAUUAUCUUUGGUGGUGACUGGACAAACCGCAAGCUCCUUCCGGGAGGUUGAAAAAACUGCACAUUUAUUUUAUUUUUC
This is a messenger RNA of Cuscuta europaea, 1058 nucleotides long. Lineage: Eukaryota; Viridiplantae; Streptophyta; Magnoliopsida; Solanales; Convolvulaceae. The record is from the annotation of a GenBank genome assembly.